Messenger RNA from Eutrema salsugineum, 219 nucleotides. RefSeq names its product EMBRYO SURROUNDING FACTOR 1-like protein 4. The record is from RefSeq and is a predicted model, not a curated record. The coding region runs from base 1 to 219 and encodes 72 amino acids. Lineage: Eukaryota; Viridiplantae; Streptophyta; Magnoliopsida; Brassicales; Brassicaceae. The transcript has 2 exons.
AUGAAAUCGUCACAUCCAUCUCUCAUCUGCAUACUCUUUCUCUCUCUGUUCCAUCUACAUCAAUGUGUGAGGAUACAAAGAUCUGAGAACAUUGAUGAAACUAUAUGCGUCCUUGGCGAGUGCGAUAAUGACCUAGGAUGUUUUUAUUGCUGCCCCAACACGCCUCUUUGCUUAGGAAACCAACAAUAUUGCAACACCUUUUGUCAAACUCAAAAUUAA